Messenger RNA from Arachis stenosperma, 756 nucleotides. RefSeq names its product vegetative cell wall protein gp1-like. Gene Ontology annotation, molecular function: nucleic acid binding; zinc ion binding. The transcript has 2 exons. The coding region runs from base 1 to 756 and encodes 251 amino acids. Lineage: Eukaryota; Viridiplantae; Streptophyta; Magnoliopsida; Fabales; Fabaceae. The record is from RefSeq and is a predicted model, not a curated record.
AUGGAGUCCAUUAGGAGGACAUAUGCACACUGUAUUAAGCCUGUUCCAAGUCCAGAAUUUUGGGUUGGAACUGAGUUCUCGAAGCCAGACCCACCUAUUAUCAAAAGGCCAAUUGGACGGCCAAAGGUUCAGAAUAGGCAAAAGGAUCCGGCUGAGCCACUCAUGCAAGAAGGAAAACUGAAAAGGUCAUUCGUUGUAUCCUGCAGCAAGUGUGGUGAGAAGGGUCACAACUACAAAACAUGUAAAGGAGCCCCUUCCAACCCAAACUGGAAGCCGAAGACAAGGCGCCCUAGCAAGAAAUCAGCUACUGCCUCUCAGGCACUGAUUGUGCUUCCACUGUCACAAUCUGCUCCAGAUGCAUCCAGCAGCCAACCAGUCAGCUCCCCAAACCCCACUGUUGUGGAAUCACCUGCCACAAGCAAUCCACCUAUGCCACAAGCUCCAACAAGGGUGACAAGAUCGACACUUAUCAUUUCACCUCCAGGGCCAACAACUACUCAAACCAGGCCACCAGCCCCAACUAUAGGCCGUCGAUUUAAACCUCCAGUGAAAGCCAAUGACACAUCUCGCCCACAACAGUCCAGGUUCAGACCAAAGCAGAAGAUCUUCAGGCCGUUGGCUCCAGUCGCUGCAUCCACAAUCAACACUACUACACAACAGCCAACUCCACCAACCAUCCCAUCUGCAGCUCCAAAUCAAAAAGCUCGACCCCAAAGUUUGCCAAAUUCUCCAAAAACAAAGGACUCGAAAGAAUGA